Molecule: messenger RNA, 3138 nt
Organism: Passer domesticus (house sparrow)
Lineage: Eukaryota; Metazoa; Chordata; Aves; Passeriformes; Passeridae
Gene: LRRC40
Product: leucine rich repeat containing 40
Exons: 15
Coding region: 65-1867 (600 amino acids)
Molecular function (GO): protein binding
Source: RefSeq, a predicted model, not a curated record
UCCGGCAGCGAGGAGCGGCCCCGGCCCCGGCCCCGGUCCCGGCCCCGCUCGGGCUGUGUCGGGGAUGGCGGCGGCGCGGCGGGCGCGGGGCGGCGCGGGGCCGGGGUUCGGGCGGGCGGCCGAGCCGCCGCCGGUGCCGCAGGGGCUGCUGCGGCUGGCGCGGCGCAGCGGGCAGCUCAACCUGGCGGGACGCGGCCUCACCCACGUGCCCGAGCAUGUGUGGAGGAUCAACCUGGACACGCCGGAGGAAGCCCAGCAGAACCUGUCCUUCGGGGCCGCCGAUCGCUGGUGGGAGCAGACGGACCUGACCAAGCUGAUCCUGGCCUCCAACAAGCUGCAGAGCCUCUCGGAGGAUGUGCAGCUGCUGCCUGCCCUCACCAUGCUGGACGUGCACGACAAUCAACUGACAUCACUUCCUUCUGCUUUAGGGCAACUUGAAAAUCUCCAGAAACUCGAUGUCAGCCACAACAAACUGAGGAGCCUUCCCGAGGAGCUGCUGCAGCUGCCCCGUCUGAGGAGCCUCCUGGUGCAGCACAACGAGCUGAGCCAGCUGCCCGAGGGGCUGGGGCAGCUCCUCACCUUGGAGGAGCUGGAUGUGUCCAACAACCAGCUCACAGCCAUCCCCACCAGUUUUGCUCUGCUGGUGAACUUGGUGCGGCUCAACCUGGCCUGUAACCAGCUCAAGGAGCUGCCUGCAGAUCUCAGUGCCAUGAAAAGCUUGAGGCAACUGGAUUGUACCAAAAAUUACCUGGAAACAGUACCUCCUAAAUUAGCAACCAUGGCAUCCCUGGAGCAGCUUUACCUGAGGAAAAACAAACUGCGUUCCUUGCCAGAGCUUCCCUCCUGCAAGUUACUGAAGGAAUUACACGCUGGGGAGAAUCAGAUUGAAAUGCUGAAUGCAGAGAACCUGAAGCAGCUGAGCUCCCUGUGUGUGCUGGAGCUCAGGGACAACAAGAUCAAGGCAGUGCCCGAGGAGAUCACGCUGCUGCAGAAGCUGGAGAGGCUCGACCUGGCCAACAAUGACAUCAGUAGGUUGCCUUACACCCUGGGGAACCUCACUCAGCUGAAAUUCCUGGCCCUGGAGGGAAAUCCUUUGAGAACCAUUCGGAGAGACCUGCUGCAGAAAGGCACCCAGGAACUGCUCAAAUACCUGAGAAGCAAAAUCCAAGAUGAUGGACCUGGCCCCAAUGAAGAGCCUCCUGUGACUGCCAUGACUCUUCCCAGCCAGUCCAAGGUCAACAUCCACGCCAUAACCACACUGAAAUUAUUGGAAUACAGUGAGAAGCAGGCUGCUGAGAUCCCCGAGGCCGUGUUCGACGCCGUGGGCGCCAACCCCGUGGCCACCGUGAACUUCAGCAAGAACCAGCUCAGGGAGAUCCCCCCGAGGCUUGUGGAGCUGAAAGACUCAGUUUGUGAUGUCAGCCUGGCCUUCAACAAAAUCUCCUCCAUUUCCUCGGAGCUGUGCCUGCUCCAGAAGUUGACACAUUUGGAUCUCAGAAACAAUGUUCUGACAGCCUUGCCUGAGGAAAUGGAGGCACUGAAAAGACUGCACACAAUAAAUCUUGCUUUCAAUAGAUUUAAGGUGUUUCCCAGUGUCCUGUAUCACCUGCCAGCCCUGGAGACCAUCCUGCUCAGCAACAACCAGGUGGGAUCCAUUGACCCCGUGCAGCUGAAGGGGCUGGACAAGCUGGCAACGCUGGACCUGCAGAACAAUGACCUCCUCCAGGUGCCCCCAGAGCUGGGCAACUGUGAGAAUCUCAGGAGCCUGCUGCUGGAGGGGAACCCGUUCCGCACGCCCCGCGCCGCCGUGCUGGCCAAGGGCACGGCUGCGCUGCUGGAGUACCUGCGGAGCCGCAUUCCCUCCUGAGCCUGGGCACUGCCCCUGAGCCUGGGCACUCCUCCUGAGCCCUGGGCACUCCUCCUGAGCCUGGGCAUUCCCUCCUCACCCCUGAGCCUGGCCUGGCCAAGGGCACGGCUGCGCUGCUGGAGUACUUGCGGAGCCGCAUUCCCUCCUGAGCCUGGGCACUGCCCCUGAGCCUGGGCACUCCUCCUGAGCCUGGGCAUUCCCUCCUCACCCCUGAGCCCUGGCCAUUCCCAUCUGAUCCUGGCCUGGCCAAGGGCACGGCUGCGCUGCUGGAGUACCUGCGGAGCCGCAUUCCCUCCUGAGCCUGGGCCCUGGGCACUGCCCCUGAGCCUGGGCACUGCCACCUGAGCCUGGGCACUGCCACCUGAGCCUGGGCAUUCCCUCCUCACCCCUGAGCCUGGCCUGGCCAAGGGCACGGCUGCGCUGCUGGAGUACCUGCGGAGCCGCAUUCCCUCCUGAGCCUGGGCACUGCCCCUGAACCUGGGCACUGCCACCUGAGCCCUGGGCAUUCCUCCUGAGCCUGGGCACUGCCACCUGAGCCUGGGCACUGCCACCUGAGCCUGGGCAUUCCCUCCUGAGCCCUGGCCAUUCCCUCCUGAGCCUGGCCUGGCCAAGGGUGCUGGAGUACCUGUGGAGCUGCAUUCCCUCCUGAGCUUGGGCACUCCUCCUGAGCCUGGGCACUCCUCCUGAGCCCUGGGCACUCCUCCUGAGCAUGGGCAUUCCCUCCUGAGCCUGGCCUGGCCAAGGGCACGGCUGCAGUGCUGGCAUACCUGCAGAGCCACAUUCCAGCAGCACAGGAGCAGCCAGGUACCCCCUGUCCCACCAGCACCCCUGGGCUCUACUGCUUCCAUCCCUCUCCUGCUCCUGGCUGGGAGUCUGCCCAGUGUUAAGAACCCAGCUGUGAAACAUUCCCGGCCCUCUGCAUGUUCCAGCAGGGAUUUCAGGAUCCCACAUGCUCUGUUUACACUGUUUGUAGUAAAAGACAGCAAGGGAAGCUGCCUCCAGCGCAGCCAGGGUGCUUCUGCAGCUGAGCUGGGCUCUGGAGAGAGCUGUCACCAUCGAAGCACUGGGGCCAAAGGCAGAGGGAACACUCUGGGGUUUGUAUUCCUGUUUUCUCUUGUUUAACUGCUGUCCCCAGAGCUGCCCCCCGGUGUGAGUGUGGUGGAGUGCUUGAGCUGUUGGGUGGUGAGAGAUCCCCAGGCGUGUGCAGGGCUCACCUGAGUGAAGAUGGGGCUGGUGCUGUGCUGAGACAAUAAAUGUUCCCCUUGGCUGUC